Molecule: messenger RNA, 3466 nt
Organism: Arachis ipaensis
Lineage: Eukaryota; Viridiplantae; Streptophyta; Magnoliopsida; Fabales; Fabaceae
Product: putative receptor-like protein kinase At2g23200
Biological process (GO): protein autophosphorylation
Cellular component (GO): plasma membrane; plasmodesma
Molecular function (GO): ATP binding; transmembrane receptor protein tyrosine kinase activity
Source: RefSeq, a predicted model, not a curated record
UGAGACUCAGGGUAGUUGAUAAAUCAACUAUCACAUGUACACCAGAAAAUACAAAAUAGAAAUAAAAAAAUGAAAAUGAAGAAAAAUCAAAGCUGACGACUUGACCUCUUCUGAAGUCGUCUUCGCUAACACUAUCCAUAGUUCAUAGUCACAGAUGCCAUGAUUGUAGCUGAAAUUGUUCAUCACACGCACCAAUUUUCCAUGGCAAUUCAUCAUCAGUUUUACACAAUUCAACACUCUCUGCCUUUACUGCUACUACUUGUUAUUCAGCUCUCAUCACUUCAGUUCCACUCCCAUGGGUAUGAUUCCCAAACAAAGUACUUCAUCAAUUGCGGAUCGAGCAGCAAUGCUAAGGACACCGAGAGUGGGAAAACUUACGUUGGGGAUUCAAGCCAGGUCAGUUAUAGCAAGGGGAGCAAAACAGAAUCCAACCAAUCAUCAGUUCCUUCACCUAUCUACCAAUCCGCAAGAAUCUUCCCAAGUCAAUCUUUCUAUGAGUUCCCAAUUGACACCGCUGGCACCUCCAUAAUACGCCUUCAUUUCCUUGCUUUCACUUCGCCUAGCAACCUCUCUUCUGCAACGUUCAAUGUCUCGGUUCCUAAUUUCAUGCUGCUGCAAAACUUCACGCCCAAGAACUAUACAAAAUCUCCUCUGGUUAAAGAGUAUUACGUGAAGAUAUCUCUUGGUAAAUUCAGAAUCACUUUCGACCCUCUCCCUUCCUCGUUUGCCUUUGUGAAUGCCAUAGAAGUCUUCCUACUCCCCCGCUUCUUAAUCGCUGAUAAGGUCUCAGGUUUUGAUCCACAACCUGCCAUUGGACAAAAUAGUUUGUCUAGUUAUAGUGGGGUACUCACGCGAGCGUUGGAGACCAAACACAGGCUCAACGUCGGUGGCACUAAUAUCACAAGUGGCGUAGAUCCCUUGUGGAGAACCUGGUCUUUUGAUGAUACUUACCUUGUUAAUAGUCAAAAUGCCAAAAAUUUUACAUAUAAUGGGAGCAUUAAGUCCAAGGUAACUCCUGAUUCUGAUGGUCCAAAUGCUAAUAUGUAUACUGCGCCAUUAGAUUAUGUUUAUGGAACAGCUAAAGUGGUUAAUGAUUCCAACAUAACCUGGAGUCUUCCUGUAGACAAGAAUGUAGACCACCUAAUUCGGUUUCACUUCUGUGACCUUUGGUCUAUACAGGGUGACCUUACCACAUUUGGCCUGUACAUUUAUGACCUGCCCGCUUUGGUCAUUAAUAACGACACGAAUGUGUCUUCACAAUUGCCGGCGCCUUUUUAUUAUGAUCUUGUGGUCCAAUCUGAUAACUCUGGCCUUUUUCUGAUCACUGUUGAGCCUAAUAGUUCUGCUUUGGUUCCUAGAGCCUUUUUGAAUGGUCUAGAAAUAAUGCGAAUGGUUGAUUCAUCAGAUUUGAGUUACUUGCAAGACCAUUCCAAUGGAAAGGCUAGUGUUCUUCCGGUGGUGCUGGGCUCAGUAAUUGGAGGUUUGGUCCUGGUUGCAUUGGUUGUUAUUGUGUUAGUUUGGCGUCUUAAGACCAACAAACAAAAGCCGGUGGAGGGUUCAGAUUGGUUGCCAAUUCCUGCCACGGCAGGAGGAAGUUCUCACAGCAGAACAAGCCGGUUGACUGAUGGAACCAUUCAAGGCUCUCCGCUUCGCAACAUUAAUCUAGGACUGAAGGUUCCUCUGCAGGAUCUUCAAUUGGCAACCAAGAACUUCGACGAGAAGCAGAUAAUUGGCAAGGGCGGUUUUGGAAUUGUCUACAAGGGAGUUCUCAAGAACGGCAUGAAAGUAGCAGUUAAGAGGAGUGAGCCAGGGUCCGGUCAGGGCCUUCCGGAGUUCCAGACUGAGAUCAUGGUUUUGUCCAAAAUUCGCCACAGGCACCUCGUUUCCUUGAUCGGCUACUGCAAGGAAAGGUACGAGAUGAUACUGGUUUAUGAAUACAUGGAGAAAGGGACAUUAAGGGAUCAUUUGUACAAUACAAAACUGCCAAGCUUGACUUGGAAGCAAAGGCUUGAAAUUUGCAUUGGAGCCGCAAGAGGCCUUCAGUACCUUCACAAAGGCGCUUCCGGGGGAAUCAUUCACCGGGAUGUUAAAUCCACAAACAUUCUCCUUGAUGAGAAUCUUGUGGCUAAAGUUGCUGAUUUCGGCCUUUCGAGAACAGGUCCUCUUGACCAGCAUUCCUAUGUCAGCACAGGUGUUAAAGGAACUUUUGGUUAUCUUGAUCCGGAGUAUUUUCGGUCGCAGCAGCUGACAGAAAAAUCUGAUGUCUAUUCAUUUGGGUAGUUCUUCCUGGAAGUGUUAUGUGCCAGGCCGGCUAUCGAACCUUCGCUCCCAAGGGAGCAAGUGAACUUGGCUGAGUGGGGAAUCCUUUGCAAAAACAAAGGGAUUCUAGAAGACAUCAUUGAUCCCACCAUCAAAGGCCAAUUAGAUCAAAACUCGUUCAGGAAGUUUAGCGAGACGAUAGAGAAAUGCUUGCAAGAAGAUGGUUCUGAUAGGCCAACCAUGGGUGAUGUGUUGUGGGACUUGGAGUAUGCACUGCAGCUUCAGCGCGGCGCAAUACACAGAGAGCCGCAUGAGGAUAGUUCUAGCAGUGCUUCUGCAUCGCUUCAGUUGCCCAAUGUUAGGCGUCUUCCUUCUCUGUCCACCUUGAGCGAAGUGGAUGACAUGUCCAUUGCAAUGGGUGAUCGGUCUGAUACAGCAGACGAUUCAGUUUUUUCUCAGUUGAAAAUCGAUGAAGCUAGAUAAAUUUCAAGCUCUUCGUCACGCAUUACCAUAGUUUUAAAAUGUAUGAAGUAGAGUUAACUGCAUUUUGGACUGCUUCAGUUGCUACUUCAUUCUUGUUUUCAUGUGUUCUGCAUUUCCCCUGUAGUCUAUUCUAGCUGAAAUAAAUUUCUCCAAGCAAUUGUAAAAGAUCAAUGACUUCAUUUAUAUCUGAUGUUUGUACUGAAUUGUCUAUAAAUUAGAUCCAUAUUGUUAAAUAUACAUGCUUCAAUUUUCUUCACCUUGUUUUGGCAUCAGUGGCAUUCAAAUCAGUUUGUAACAGGGAGAGAAGAGUGGCAUUGUUGGUCUAGCAGCUACUGAAGGAAUUUCCGUCUGUUUUGUGUAACUGUUACCUGAGUGCCAAAGUGACGAAUACAAACCAGUCAAAUUCAUUGAGCACUAACAAGACUAGCCAGUACAUGAUUCAAGUUUCAACCAAUGGAGGCAUAGUAACACUAACACGGUCACAAGACUAUCGAGCCCAGUUAUACAGACUCACCAGAGCAGCCUCAAGCCCUCAGCUAUAAAUAGUUACUUAUUAGCUUUCUCUUGUUUUGUUUCUAAAGAAAGUCUGUUUGUUAAGUUGGUUAAGUUUUGCUUAGCUGGCACAUAUCAGUCUGGUUAGUUUGUAACAUAAGUUAGAACUGUAAUUGUACUUCUCUUCAGAAUGACUUCUUCUAUUCAUUCUCUACACUUGUUCAUGUUUUCA